AUGCGCUUGGGCGGCGUGACGACGUUGCUGGUGUCUGUGCUGGCGCUGACCCUGACUCUGACGCUGACCUUCGGCUUGAGCCCCGGGGAUAUCGGCGAUGUCACGACGCCGCCAUCGGGUUGCGCGUUGUGUGCGAGCUCUGGUGACUGCUCUCACGCGUUUCGAGACGGCCCGGGCCAGUUCUGCGUGUCCCCAGCCGACUACGUCUGCACGUGCGCGUAUGUGGGCGCGAUGCCGCCGUACCACAGCGAGAGCGACCUGAUGAACCGCGUGCUGUGGAUGUGGUGGGUCCUGGGCAUGCUCGUGGUGGUCGCGGUGUGCGGGGGCUGCGGCUACUUUGCUGUCAGGUGCUUGGUAAGCAGCAGCAGCAGCAGCAGCGACGAGGGCUGCACGUUCGUCCCACCGGCGAUGACGGUGCCACUGGUCUCGCCGACCCGUGAAGCUUUGUACGGCAGCACUGGACAAUCGCCUACGGUGGCUUUCGCUCCAGAGGCCGAGAAAGCUGAAGCUGGUGCAGCUACAGGUGCUGCCGCUGCUGGGGUCUUAAGCAGCGUGACUCUCGCCAGCCACGACGCUCCGGCCGAUGAUCUCGAUGUCGCUGGCGACGGGUUCAAUGGAGGUCUGGGCAGUCUUGAGAAGGUGGAGGAGGAGCACGACGAAGAUGAAGAGGACGAAGAGGAGGCCGCGCUCUUGACAGUGCCUGGGGCGGAUCAGCAACGAAAACCAUAUAAAAUCGGCAGAAUGAAGAGUGAACGAAGGAGCUUGAAUUGA
This is a messenger RNA of Phytophthora sojae, 771 nucleotides long. RefSeq lists its product as hypothetical. The transcript has 2 exons. NCBI's taxonomy places the organism in Eukaryota, Oomycota, Peronosporomycetes, Peronosporales, Peronosporaceae. The coding region runs from base 1 to 771 and encodes 256 amino acids. The record is from RefSeq and is a predicted model, not a curated record.